This is a messenger RNA of Spodoptera exigua (beet armyworm), 3815 nucleotides long. The record is from the annotation of a GenBank genome assembly. NCBI's taxonomy places the organism in Eukaryota, Metazoa, Arthropoda, Insecta, Lepidoptera, Noctuidae.
CUUAGUAUGUCACAGUUGUCAAAUUUCAAAAACUUUGUCGAGCGAGUUUGUGAUGCUAUGUGUGUUUUCGUAAAAUUAUUGCAAAAUAGUGUAAUUAAUUCUACCAGUGCUUUACGAAAAUAUAACCAUGGAUGAAACAUACUCGGAGAGUGAUGUUUCGCUUUCUCCCUCACAGAUAUUGGAACGUUUACAAGUGUUAAGACAACUUCAGUUAUUGCAGCGCGGGAAGCUACAAAAACAACGAUUAGAAUACAAAGAAACUUCUGAAAGUUCAUCAAGUAUCACUGAAAUUGUAAGCCAUUUUAGUAAUACAACAAGCUAUAACACAUUUCGCAGUUUGCUGGAGUCUAGUAAUGAUAUUUCGAAUGAGGGUACACCUCGUGUUAACGGUAAUGAAGUUUCGCCUAAAGUCCAAGAAAGAGACUUAAUUGAUGGUGUGUCAGUUUUAAACCUUUCUCAAGAGUCCGAGUUUAUUGUGAACUCCCCUCUAUCUGGUAGAAGUAGAGCAUCUGCCCCUUCAAGAAAUGUAGGAGAAAUACCUUCAGAGCCAUCCCAAAAUACAAGUAAUAAAACUUCUGUGAAUUCUUCUCUGAACAAGAAUCCACAUGUAAAAAAACAAAUAUCACUGGAUGAAAUGCCCAUUUUGUCCCCUAAAAAAGAUUUUGAAGCUUUACUCGUAGAAAAACUGCAGAGUGAAAAAACUGCACCCAAAUCCAAAAGCCCAAAUAAGGACAAUAGUGUAAACACCAAUAAUAAGAGACCUUUUUUGAGACGAGGCGAAGGCAUAGCUCGCUUUGGUCUUAGAAAAAAUGAUUUUGUUAUACAGAAUACUAAAUCUCUUCCUUGGAAAAGAAAGAGCUUUCAAAAUAAAACUGAAUCUCCAUUGAAAUUAAAUCUUAAGAAACUUAAAGAAAAGAAUAACAAUGCUUUAACAGAGACAACUAAUGUACAAAAUAAAAAAUCAGAUAAUGUUCAAAGUGGAAUGAAAAAGCUUGAGAAAGAUGAUGCAGUGGCUACAUCUGAACCUUCUCUAUUAGUAACUGACAUACAACAAGCUAAGUUAGUAAGAAAAAAUCAAACUAAACCCAGAAUCUCAGACACAAAUAAUGAACCCGAAGCAACCUCAAAAAUAGCAGAAAAUAAACCAACAUCUGUGGAACCACGCACUCCAAUCAAUCGUAAUCUUCCAUUAAAUAAACCAUUACCAAGAGCAGAAUUCCCGAAGAACAAACACCCUUUAAUAGCUAACAAAGGCAAGUCUUGGGCUGCAGUGCUAACACAAGAACAAAAUGACUUCCUCAGCCAAUUAAAACAGAGUGACUAUUACAAAAAUUUUGUUUCACCUUCCAAGAGUGUGAUAUCAGAUGCUAGCUGUGACGAAACAAUGACAAAAUUAAGAUAUGAUAGAGAAACUGCUGAACAGAAAAUGUUUGAACUGCUAGAAAAUAAAGUUACACAUGAUAGCUUCAGUUUAGAAAACUCAUUCUUUGAUAGGUUCCUAAGAAGUAACUUGGAAAGUUCCACUGAAAGCACCCCUUUAAUGCUUCAAAAGUGUUUAGCACAAAAUCCUAAACUUAUAAAUAUUUUACCAGGAUUGAAAGGUAGAAUUAGAAAUGAGAAUUCUCAUAGUGAUGCAGAGUCUUGUUACAGUAAUUGCACUGACUGCAGUGAAGCAUGCUCAUCAUGUUGUUCCUGUAAAAAUGUUGAUCAAAGUACUUAUUCUGCCAACAAGUCUCUGUGUGUUGAACAAAACAAAAAUGUAAAAAUAAUUCAACCAAAGAGUAAAGCAGCUAAAAUUAAUGAAAAAGAGGAUGAAUCUAAAGAAUGUCAUGAUGACACAAUGACAGAAACUGAUGUUAUGAAAGCAAACAUGGCAGAAAUGAAUGCCAAACUGAUAUCCACUAGCGAAUUGCUAAAAGAUAGACUUUGUGAACUGGAAGACGAAAUAGCCACUUUCAAAAAGGAAAAUGCUAAUUUGGCAAAAUUACGCGAAGAAAUCGACCACGACAGGCAAAAGUUUUACGAAGAAAAAGCAGCAUUUGAGCAAAAAUUCAAUGAAGAGAAAGUCCUAUCAGAAUAUUAUCUAGCAGAAGAGAAAGAGAAACUAAAUAAACAGAAGCAAAUUUACGAGAGAUAUGUGAGAGAAAUGAGAGGCAGGCUGAAUAAGAAAGACAAAGACGAAGUCGUCAAUUUGAAGAAAGAAAUUAAUGACCUUAAAGAGGAGAUACGCGUAAAAAACGCGAAAUCAACUUCGACAAUAGCUAGACUGCGAAACCAAAUCAAAAUAAUGGAGAAAGAGAAGAAAGAUUUGCAGGAAGAAGUAGAGAAACUUAAGAAGCAGAACAAGCGAAUCCAACACAGUAACGAGGUGACACGAAGACUGACAAAUAUAAAAUAUCUAGAAGAAAUAAACAAGAAGUUGACUGACAUGACAAAUAAGGACAACAGAUCAGAAGUAAGCGAAGAUCGCGACAUAAAGUAUAAGGCCUAUGAGAUCGAAAGACAAAGUAGAAGCAGGAGAGUUGAACCAGUUGGUAAAAGCGUAAUUAGGCCUAGGGCAAAAAGUGUUCCCAACUUGAAUGUCACAUCUAGAUAUGCAAAAUACUUUAGCCAAAGGGAUACACUGAGCCAAAUAGAACAAAAUAAACUGCCUAAUGUGGAAAGAAUAGAUUAUUCUGAUGACGAGACUGAAGAAAGAGAUAAUGAUACAAUUUCAAAUGAAUCUCUUGAUGAGGAUGACAGGGAUAACGACAGUAAUAACUUAGAAAAAAUAUACAUUGAAAGAUUUAAGUCAAGUUCACCUAAAAGCUCAAGAUCCAGCGGUUCAAGUUUAAACUUUGAACUCAAUUUAAAUGAAAAACCAAACUUAAAUGAUAAUGCUAAAAGUUUCUUCAUACAAAAAUCUAAUUCUGGUUCAUCAAGAACUUCAAAGUCUCCUAGAAGAACGAUAUCUCCUUGUUUCAAUAAAAAUGAAACAGUAAUUAAUAGAGCCAAAUCUCCUAUUUCUAUACUUAGUAAUAAAUCUAGUAAGUCGCCUCCAUCACGAAAUUCUAUGGAGUACUUAUCAAGUCGUUCUGGAUCUAACACAACACAGAACAGAUCAAAGUCUCCAGGAUCUUCCUACAACAAUUCUUCUAUGAAGUCAGUGACAGUGAUACACAAUGAGCAGUAUAGAGAUAAACUCAUGAACUUGAGUCCGGAACCUUCGAUCAGUAAAACAAAUUUGUCAAAAACAAGUUUGAAUCCCACUGAAGUGCGGAAACCAGAUGGUUCUAAGGAACUAAGGUUCCCCAAUGGCAAUAUCAAGUACAUAUCAGCUGAUGGGAAAUACAGCAAGUUUGUGUACUACAAUGGAGAUGUGAAAGAGAAUUUUUAUAAUGAGGGUAGAAUCAAAUAUUUCUAUGCCGAGACUAAAACUUACCACACUACUCACGCCGAUGGAUUGGAAGUUUUGGAGUUCCCUGAUGGUCAAGUGGAAAAACGUUACAAAGACGGGUCAUCCGAGAUCCGGUUACCGAACGGCAGCGUCCGGUACUUUGACCCGAAGAACGAGCAUGUUAGAGAGGAGUGGCGGUUCCCGGACGGCGCGGCUCUCACCGUCUCGGCAAGUGGCGAACAACGUAUUGUGUUUAGCAACGGACAAGUGGAAGUACAUGCUAAGGAUCAUAAGCGUCGCGAAUUCCCCGAUGGUACUGUAAAGUUAGUUUAUAGCGACGGAACGUCUGAAACGCGCUACGCGUCUGGACGCGUGCGCAUCAAGGAUAAACAUGGAAACCUCAUUAUGGACUCCGCCCCCGGUUGAUGUUCAAACAAUU